AAGCACAUCGGAUCCGAUGUGCUUCCGACGGCGACACCGGUCACCGUCGCCGCCAUGGUCACGCGGUUGAUGGACGUCGGAGAGAUCCGCUUCACGCAGGAGCAUGUUUAUGACACCUUCAACGCCAACUCGGAGCGAGCAGGCAGCGUCUUGGACUUGAUGGAGUCCAUCCUCUCAGGCGCUAGCAGGGCCAAGGUGUGCGGGUGUGCGUGCGAAGGAAGGCAAGCAGAGAGAGAGAGAAAGACCAAACAAAGUUCUUGGAUGCUGUGGAGAUAUUCUGUGUGUCUUAGACAUAUUUUCACAUCAGGGUGCUUGAUCUUCUGGGUGUUGCCAAACUUUCUGGAUUUGGAUCGUUUGGAUGGACUGACUUAUCUCCUGCAUGUGUUGGAUGUUCGAGCAUGUCACAGAACUCAAAAUAGUCAAAAAUAGCAUGUUCAGACACUGGCUUCGGCCUCCCUUCAAGCGCUGUUUUCAUAAAUCUGGCAAAUGUUCAGAACUUUGAAUACUGGAUAGCAUCCCAGUGUCAAGAAUGUUGGAUACUCAAGAAUGGUGUGACAUAUCUUCUCAAGGGUUUGGAUGUUGUCUAACGCUC
Molecule: messenger RNA, 592 nt
Organism: Durusdinium trenchii
Lineage: Eukaryota; Dinophyceae; Suessiales; Symbiodiniaceae
Source: the annotation of a GenBank genome assembly